This is a messenger RNA of Williopsis jadinii, 3335 nucleotides long. It is a transcript of the gene RTT10, whose product is annotated as tRNA (34-2'-O)-methyltransferase regulator RTT10. The coding region runs from base 1 to 3270 and encodes 1089 amino acids. The transcript has 2 exons. Gene Ontology annotation, cellular component: cytoplasm. Gene Ontology annotation, biological process: tRNA methylation. Gene Ontology annotation, molecular function: protein binding. The record is from RefSeq and is a predicted model, not a curated record. NCBI's taxonomy places the organism in Eukaryota, Fungi, Ascomycota, Saccharomycetes, Phaffomycetales, Wickerhamomycetaceae.
AUGCUCUGCACAGCAGACCUCGUCUUCUUGUUCGAAACAUCUCGUUUCCCAAUACGAAACUUGCUAUCCUUCUUCACAGCACGUCUCAUGACAGGCGAGCCACCACAACUAGUGCCACCAUCCUCGUCCUGGAACCGUCUCUUCAACUUGUGCGUGGCCGUCGACGGCGAUGGUGAUAUCGAUGCUGCCGAUGCCGUCGGAAUCACGCUGCACUCAUCAUCUCUCUUCUCUUCCUCAAACUUCGGUGUAAACCCCCACGAAAACGACAGACUCAUCUCUAUAACUCAACAGAUCGAAUGGAAGGGCAGCCAAAGCACACACCGUGAUCGCUGUGCCCCUAUUGAGCACCAUGGGCCCUGUAUUGCUGUCAAGUUCUAUUCCGAUGAGCUGCUGCUCGUGGGUAACGGCCCGCUGCUGAAAGUGUAUAACCACAUCACUGGUGAGGUGCUCACGUCGAAGAAGAUCUUCAAGAGAAACAAGAUCCACGGUAUCGUUUUCCAGAGAGACACCGUCGGCAUAUACGGUGCACGGUCGUUCUCGAUCCUCUCGAUGUCCCAGAUUCUGGAGGACGACGCGCUGUAUGAGGAGGAGAAGAUGGUGAACGACUGGAUCAUAGCUGGCGAGUUCUGCUCCAAGGGAUGGGAGCUAUACUUGCUCACGGCGCAUAACGUGGUUCUGAGCGUGGACUCAUACUCAAAGACACUGCAGUGGGAGCGCUCUGUCUUUGGAGAAAAGUCCAUCCUGUACUCUGGGUCUAUCAAGGUGCUAUCCCAGUGGGAAGUCAUGGUCAACGCCGGUACUGUGAUGGAUGGUAUCAUCAUUUGGGACUUGCAUAGACAGGAGGUUGUCCAUGCUCUGAAAGGCCACGAGGGAUCGAUAUUCAGUGUCCAAUCAAGUGCCGAGAACAAGUACAUAGUGUCCUGUUCGGACGACCGUUCGAUAAAGCUGUGGUCUGCGAAGACCGGCGAGUUGAAGUCAACAGCAUGGGGCCAUACUGCCAGAAUCUGGAAUUUGAAGUUCAUCGGCGACGAAGGUGUUGUCAGUGUUUCCGAGGAUUUAACCGCAAGAACCUGGAGAAUCACUGAAGACGAACAACUGGUCCCAGUCCACACCUACGAAUUGCACAAUGGUAGACAUAUCUGGGGGUUGGACGUCAAUGCAGAGGGCACCAUUGCAGCAACUGGUGGUAAUGAUGGAAGAGUCAGACUCAUCGACAUAACCGUGGAUAAGGUUGACAGAGAAAGUGAGACGUUCACGUUGGAACAGAUUGCCUCACAAUGUCAAGACGACUAUCAAGUCCAAAAGAAGGAAAUUGUGAAAGGAUUCUGGCAAUUGCAAUGUGGACUGGUGCUAAUCACCUCAUUCGGAGGCAUCUUCCAAUACAGAGAUGGUAAGUGGAGCUUCGUUGCUCAGAAGCCCGAGUUCAACAAUCUCACAUUGACAAAUGGCUUUACGAACCAGAAUGUCAUGACCUUCACUGGAAGCAAUGGCCAUACUGUGCUGAUGAAGUUCGAUCAAGAGGGUAAACUAAUUAAGGAGGAAGCGAUCCAUACCCCGGUGUCUAAAGUUAUCAACGUGCUGUCAGCAGUACAUGAGGAUGAUCUUUAUUUGCUGGUUGAGUCACCAAAUAAACAGGACAAGCUCACGUUAUAUGCCCUCAAAGACUCGCUUCAAGUGACAAGACAACUGCAAUUAACGAAGGCUCCAACGUUUGUUACAACGUGUUUUGAAGUGAGCUCGAAGUUGAUAUUCAUGGGCUUCCGUCUAAGUUCAUUGGGCAUUUACGACUUGGAAACGGGUGAGGAGCUCAAACUUAUCAAGAAGCUAUCUCUCAGUGAUACCAUCACUUCCAUAAGACUGCUACAAGAGACCGGAGACGAUGUCUUAUUGGCCAUCACGAACAGAGAUGGUCUCUAUGUCUAUUUGAGAUACAACAAGAGUUCUAAUGAACAUGUGUUCGUGCACACGAACAACAUCAGAAAGGGAUUUCUUGAAGGCUCUUUGACCGAUGUCGACAGUGACGACUUCAUCGUAUAUGGGUUCAAAUCGAGCUGGUUCUACAUAUACAACGAAUCUCGUGAUUUCGAAGUUGCGUAUGAGAACUGCGGUGGUGCUCAUCGCAUCUGGAAGCUGUUCCAUGACAGCAACGGUUAUAAGUUCGUGUACGUACGUGAUGGUUCGUUGCACAUACGCAAUGUUCCAAAGAGUCCUCUGCCAUUGGUCCUGAGUGAGGGAACCCAUGGCCGGGAGAUUAGAGACAUUGCCAUCAGACAAGGCUGUGAAAAGCUGCUGAACAUCACCGGUGCCGAGGACACCACCAUGAAACUGAGUACAAUGGAUAAGACCACAGGCCAAUUGAGAAACUACUGGACCGUCAGAAAGCACACAUCUGGUUUACAGAAGGUUAAGUUCUUGAGCGAAGACUUGGUGGCAUCGAGCUCUGCGAGGGAAGAGUUCUUCGUGUGGAGAAUUGACGAGCAGUUUAAAUAUCCAUUGAUUGCGCUUAUUGGAACGUUACAACCGUCAUCAACAAAUCCUGACCUGAGAAUCAUGGACUUCAGUCAUAAGUUUGUCUAUGAAGACGGCUCUGUUGUGGGUGUUUUCUUCGUGAACGUGUACUCCGACUCCACAAUCAAGUCAUUCUACUUCAACCUCUCUACAAACCAGUUCACGCCUGUGUUCUCUGGCCGUUAUAAGACGUCGUGUCUGUGGGAUGUCCGAAUCCUGUUCCAUGAUGAUAGCAUCUACAUCCUCGUUGGUGGAACAGAUGGCCACUUGUCUGUGUGGAACGUUACACAGCAGGUUCCAUUCACUCUUGCUGACGGACAAUUACAAUUACAGCAACUUGGAGAGACAAAGACCCUAAGCAAGUGGGACUGCCUUGUUCAGGUCCACCAAAAUGGUAUCAAAGAUUUAGAGGUUUUCCCGGACGAGCAGGGCUUCUCAGUCGUCACAGCUGGUGACGAUAAUGGCCUGGGCCUUGUGAAGUUCAUACUCAGCGACAGUGUUGUAGGCAAAGUAGUUGCAUUUGAAGCAUCUGCUGCGUCCUCUACAGUCACAUCGCUAUCUAAGAUCUCCGGCAAGAGAGUCGCUGCGAUCUCAGUCGAUCAGACCUCGAGACUAUGGAGCAUUGACGGUGAUAAACUUGAGCUGUGUGAUAGCUUGUACACCACAGUUGCAGAUACUGGUUCAUCUGAUGCUACAACCAUUGGUGGGAAGAACUACUUGCUUGUUGGAGGAAUCGGGCUGUCGCUCUGGGAGGUUGUCUGAUACAUAUAAGAUACUGCAAUACAUAGAUACUGCACUACAUAGAUACGAUCUGCGCUUACUGUGCC